Beta vulgaris subsp. vulgaris (sugar beet) is the source of this 2241-nucleotide messenger RNA. Its product is annotated as RNA-binding NOB1-like protein. Gene Ontology annotation, cellular component: preribosome, small subunit precursor. Gene Ontology annotation, molecular function: RNA endonuclease activity. The coding region runs from base 135 to 1958 and encodes 607 amino acids. The record is from RefSeq and is a predicted model, not a curated record. NCBI's taxonomy places the organism in Eukaryota, Viridiplantae, Streptophyta, Magnoliopsida, Caryophyllales, Amaranthaceae. The transcript is spliced from 5 exons. Gene Ontology annotation, biological process: ribosomal small subunit biogenesis; maturation of SSU-rRNA.
UACUCCUCCUGUGUCAUACUAGUAAUUCAUAACACAAUCAGCGGAGUAUAUUAGAGAUUGACGGUCCCUCUCUUCCCCUUCCUCUUUCUCCUCCUCCUAUUAACCUCCUAGGGUUUAUCAGAACUCAACUCUCAAUGGAGUCCCAAGCACAAGAACCAGUAUCAUGUUGGUCGAACAUCGUGAAGAAAAUCCCUGAUAAACCCCCUCCACAAUCUCAACCUUCAACUACACUCUUCGAAUCAUGCAAUUCCACCACCAAGCCCAUAUCUUUAGCAGUUGUUGACGCCGGCGUCAUCAUCCAUGGAGGAGAGAGAAUUUCUUCUCUAGCCGACAAAUUCGUCUCUGUAUCUGAUGUUAUCAAUGAAAUUCGUGACCCUACUUCUCGUCACCGUCUUUCUGUUCUUCCUUUCUCUAUCCAAACCUCUGAACCUUCUUCCGACGCCCUCAAGAAAGUUGUGAGUUUCGCGAGAGCUACUGGUGAUUUGCAGACACUUUCCGAUGUUGAUUUGAAGCUCAUUGCUCUAACUUACACAUUAGAGGCUCAAAUUCAUGGUACUAGUCAUCUUAGAGACAUCCCUCCCCCUAUCCAUGUGUUGAAUGUAAGGAGAUUGCCUGAGAAAGAGUUGCCAGGUUGGGGCUCCAAUGUUCCCAACCUUGAGGAGUGGGAGGCAUUGGAAUCUGUACCAGAUAGUGGUCCAGAUCCUAAUUCUAGAAUUCUCCCGUUGAUGGAUUUAACCUUAAAUAUCCCUGUCGAGGACCAAUUGAGUUUGCAAGAUGGUUCUGUUGAAAACGGUGCUGAAGGUAAUGAUGGUGCCAAACUUACUUCGAGGAGACAUAGGAGAUAUCCACCCAAAAAGAGAGAGGUAAAAAUUGAAGGGAAGAUGGUGGCAGAUGGGAUUGAUGCAUCUCAAGGACAAGAUGAUGAUGAUAAUGUUGGUGAUUGGCGUCCUGCUGUCAGUCGAAGCACCCAUAGAAGGUUUCUUAGAAGGAAAGCUCGUCGUGAAACAUAUGAAGCAUCCUUGAAAGAUGAUGAGCAGCAAAAUGAUGUCAAUACUGAAGGAGGAGUAAUUAUGGAAGCUGAGUGUAAUGUUCAAACUUCUGAUGAUAGGCUUGUUGAUCAAGGGGUUUCUGAGGUGAAAAAGGACAUUGAUAGGGAAAAUGCUGCUGGAGAGAUCUCAUCUAUUUUGGAACAGAUCAGACUUGAAGAAGAUGCUUUGAAUCACAAGGAACAAGAUGAGAAAACUGAUUCUCAUCCAGAGGUUGCAUCAAUAGAUGCGCACUGCGAAAAUGCUCAUUCCGGGGGUGAAGGGGAUAAUGAUGCAGCAUUGGAUCACUUAGAAAAUGGAAGCGUUGACACCUCAUAUGCAGAGGAUGAUGGUAGUGAACAGAGCUGGAUGCUGAGGUCUUUAUCUGAUUCAAGCGUUGCUUGCAUCACUGGAGACUUUGCUAUGCAAAAUGUUAUCCUGCAGAUGGGUUUACGUUUAGUAGCCCCUGGAGGGAUGCAGAUACGCGAGUUGCACAGGUGGGUGCUAAAAUGUCACGCUUGCCAAAAUGUAACUGCUGAAGUUGGUCGGCUCUUUUGCCCAAAGUGUGGAAAUGGUGGUACGUUAAGAAAGGUGGCUGUUACAGUAGGGGAGAACGGGGUUGUGCUUCAAGCUCGAAGGCAUCGUAUAUCCUUGCGUGGCACAAAGUUUUCACUACCUUUACCCCAAGGUGGAAGAGAUGCCAUAUCCAAGAAUCCUGUUUUAAGGGAAGACCAGCUCCCACAGAAGUUCUUGUACCCCAAGACAAAGAAGAAAUCAAAUAAGGACGAUGAUUUUUGUGCUGUGGACAGCAUCUUCCUCAGUCACCAUGCUGAAAAGAAAGCUUCUCACAGGCCUCCUGUGAGACAAGCAUUAGCUGUCUUUAGUGGUAAAAGAAAUCCCAAUGACAACCAUUACUCUCGUGCAAAGCAUUGAGGCAUCGUUGCUGGAAAUUUUGUUAGAUGUGGUAGGAAUAUCUUAUACUUUGUAUGUUUAUUUGUUUCUGACAUCUCCUUCGUGCAUUCACUGCCUGUGUAUUGAGCUACAUUCGAAAUUGGUACCUUGUUUCUAAUUGUUAUUUAUACGAUAUGUUAAGCGUUCUUGUUCAUUCUCUCGCUAUUUACAGAAUGAUUUACCAUAUUUUGUAUUACUUUGGCUUAACCAUUUGGAAAAGUAAGAGAGUAUUUAUAUUCAUUUAGAGAUCUGAUUUUUCAGACCA